Messenger RNA from Aspergillus homomorphus CBS 101889, 2460 nucleotides. Its product is annotated as putative C2H2 finger domain protein. The coding region runs from base 1 to 2460 and encodes 819 amino acids. Gene Ontology annotation, biological process: regulation of transcription by RNA polymerase II. The transcript is spliced from 5 exons. The record is from RefSeq and is a predicted model, not a curated record. Gene Ontology annotation, cellular component: nucleus. Lineage: Eukaryota; Fungi; Ascomycota; Eurotiomycetes; Eurotiales; Aspergillaceae.
AUGAGGGCCUCAAGACAAAAUGCAAGGCACAAUGACCUCUGGGAAGAUUCCAAUGAUAUCCUUCGGGGCAUUAAUGGCACACGAGCGAUGCCAGCAUCGUCGCAUAGGGUUGACGCAUCUGCGGGGCUGCCACCACCAGAGAUAUGUCUCGACAGUUCGGCGCCACUUAUGGGAUUCCAAUUUGGUUCUGGAUUUGCAGUCCCCCCACACAAUGCGGCAUCAAUACUCGGCCCACUUUUUUCAAAUUACGAUUCGGCAUCGUCACCCCAAGCUCCGACUCUCGACCUAUCAAACUAUUCAGUGCCCCGGUUCUCGACAGAUCAAGAUGUUUGGACACCGUUGAAGGUGACUGGUGUACCGACCAUUAAUGGGCCUCUCAUGUGUCCACCUCGGGGGCCCAGCCACCAAGGGUAUGGACUCGACCGCAGAUUCUCCACAGGUCCUUACAGCACGCCAUCUGAGACCGAUAGUCAAUAUGCCAGUCUCCAUCCGUCCGAGUCGGGGUAUAGCACACAAAGCUGCACCACCCGCUCGGUAGCCGCAUCUUAUGCAAUCGACUCAGCCUGCAGUCCCUACUCUGCGCCAUUUGAAUCAGAACAGGAUGAGAGGCUAUCGAUGUUGGAUCUCAAUGCUACCUCUUAUGGCGAUCCCAUUGAUAUGUUGGAGCGGAUGCAAUCUCCAUCUCUCAUGGGUCCUGAUGCGAUCAAGUGCGACUUUUCGGAUUGUCAGUGGACCGGGAAAUGUCCGUCUGAUAAGCGUAAGCACGAUGCCAGACACAGGAAGUUGUUCAAAUGUGAUGAGCCAAAUUGCACUCGAAAGGAUGGCUUUGGGACCAUUAAUGACCUGGCGCGCCAUAAAAAAUGCGUUCAUAAACAAGAACCAGAGCGCGGACCUAAAGUGCUGUACAUGUGUUUUGGAAUCAAGUGCCCUCGCAAGAACAAGAAAUGGCCUCGCCUGGAUAACUUUCGUCAGCACCUUGCUCGGAUGCACAGCGACGAGGAUGCUGAAGACUUGCUGAAACAAUCCCAUGAGUGGUACGAAGACUGUGUCAAGCCGCAAAUGAUAGCAUUACCUUCUGUGAAUCGUCUGUCGGAAACCAGUAGCCCACAGAUGCAAGAGAUUACAGACGAGGCAGAUAGCAGAGCAGAAGAUUUUCCGAUGGCACCCUCUUGCGCGUACGCACGGGCUCGGAUGGAAGUGGACGGGAUGGCACCUGGCUCAGCAAGAGACGAACAACGGUGCUCAAGUCUCAACUAUACAAUUCCUGAAUCUGCACAGCCAACUCCAAGAUCCGUCGAGGGCCCAGCAGUGAACAAUUUCAACGCGAACGGGUCAUUAGACCCCAAAGUGACUUCCGCGGCUCCGCUAGAAAGUCCCCGAAGUGAGAAGAUGGAUGAGAUGGUAGCCGAUGCUGCCAUGAACUUGAUCAAUGCCAUGACUAAAUCAAUGAAUAUCUCACAACGGCGACAAAGUCAUCGAUCGGACGACACAGAAGAUACUUCUGAUUAUGAUGUCGGCCUAACCGAGCCAAGGCGUGAGAUAUUGCAAAAGAUCUUGAAGGCAGCUUUGGUCUUGCUAGAUAAAGGCUCGGAGUCAUCUCUGCCUCGGCCUCAACUUCCAAAGGAGGUCUCCUCCGCACACCCUAACCAGAAGAAGUGGAUUCAAUGUGAGUUCUGCACUAAGAAGACACGCUUACGAUGCGAGAUGAAGAAGCAUCAGAAGCGCCACGAACGCCCAUACAGUUGCACAUUCCCUCAAUGUAAUAAGACGUUUGGGAGCAAAGCGGACUGGAAGAGGCAUGAAAACUCACAGCACUUACACUCGGAAAGCUGGGGCUGUACACUACCGGAUGCUACGCAAGAGGGUCUCCCAUGCGCCCGCUUAUUCUACCGCCAAGAGACUUACAUCCAGCAUCUCAAAAAACAACAUGAAAUCGACGAAGAAGAUGAAAUCCGAGCAGCUCUUUCCGACAAUCAUGUUUGUCAGGACGGACGAGCAUCAUUUUGGUGCGGUUUCUGCCGGGAUGACGUUCCACUGAGCCAGGGACUUGUGGCAUGGACCGAACGCUUUAACCAUAUCGAUACGGAGCAUUACAAGAAGGGUGAGCGCAUUGAAGAUUGGGUCUUUCCGUCCGAUCAGCCCAAAAGCAGGUCAGAGCAAAGAGAAGGAAAUGAAACCAUUUCCAUCGACGCUGGGCGCGAAGUCGAGCCUGCCGUGGAUGAGCACAGCGAUGAAGAAUGCGCCCAUAGCGAUGUUCAUCCGGAGAGCGAAAAUCUAUGGUUACAUGAUGAUCAUAUGAUGCUGGAUGAUGCUGAGCCCGUCCGGAAACGACCCACGAAACAGUCCAGGGAGACCGUUCAGUCCACUUUGUCACAACCACAACUUUCGAACCGGUCCAGAGCCAUCAAGAAAAGAAAAUACUCGGUCCUUCAUCCGGCUCUCAACUCUGGCUCGGCUUAG